CAUGAGAGGUAAAUUAGCGAAGAAGCAAAGGGCAAAAGAUAACGUCCCUACGUGCUCUUUCUUCAUGGCAAAUUUGGCCAACAUAUAAAUUUGGACCCUCUCAAUGGAGCAACAACACACACACCCUCUUCCCUCUGAAUCCUCUCUCGUCAGUUUUAGUCAUUGUUAGGGAAAGGUGCUCUUUUUUUUUUUUUCCUGGCUUCUUUUUCUCUCUGUAGCUUCAUUAACAAGGUGUUUGUUGAAAUUCCUGAGUGAAGUGAGUAAAAUGGUUGUGUCCUUCAAGGUUUCAAAGGUGGGUUGGAGAUAUAGGCCUAAGGUGCUUCAGAUUGAUGAGACUGAAAAUGGCAAUGGAAAUGAUCACCAAGAGAGGCUUAAUGAGGGUAGAUUUAAUGAAUUAGAAGAUAAGGAUGCUAGUCAUUCAAAGGAAUUGACGGAAUCUGCAAUACACCAAAUGUCAGAAGAUCUUGAGGUUUUCAGUGAUGUACCAAAGCAAUUAGUUCCUGAUGAUAGAGACUCAAAGGCCCUUUUCACUGCCAUUGAACACGGAUGGUUACCUAGAGAAAUUUUUUAUCAAACACUUUGCAAGUAUGUCAAUGGAGCAGCUUUUUGUGAGAUUCGAGAUUAUUGUAAUUGUUUGUCCCAGAAGGCAAGUACUGCUUUGGCUGAAACCUCUCCAACUAUUCAUAGAGUGCUUCUACAGAUGUGUGCGGAGGAUUCUAUAUCAAAUGAAUCUUGGGCAUAUAAAGAUAUGUUGGAAGUUGAGUCUCGCACUCUCAGAGCUUUGCAACCUUCUCUUCAUCUGAAUCUGGACCCAUUGCUGGAUUAUGGAGAAUCACCAACUCAGAAGAUUAGUUUGGGAAUCACCUAUGGUUGGAAAAAGAGAAAGCUCAGUGAUCUACCAAAAUUCAACUCACAAAACAGUAUCUGCUUGCCAAGUAUGGUAAGCAGCGGCUCACAGGAUUCCAAUUUUCAAUCUGAUUUAGCAUACCAAGGUAUAGAAGUCCCAAAUUCAGGAGUUAUCCCCAAUUUACUAGCGGGAAAGGUUGCACAAGUGAACAUUCAUAUCUAUCAAGCAGUGAAUGGGUGCAACAAAACUGUGGCAGUUGAUUUGUCUUCAUCCUCUAUGAACAUCAACAGAAACCAGAGAGAACCUACUUUUUCGCUUCCUGCUGAGAAGAGUGAAUGUGAAGCACAAUCAUUUGAAAGACCUAUCCUUAAGAUACCUAUGCAAGAACCUAACUUCACAUUGAUGCAGAAUACUUGGAAUCUAGCUGAAAUUGGUCUAGCACCUGCAUCACAUAGGAAAAACAAUCUGCUGUAUCAAAAAAUUGGGUCUGAGAAAAAUAUUCAUGAAAGAUAUAGUGACCAGAGAGAAAUUUUGCCAUUGAAAAAUAAAGGUCAACAGGAAAUUGUUGAAGGGAACCCAAAGCAGCCUACUGGAAUGCUAAAUUUUGUUGUGAAACAAGAGCCUCGUGAAACUACUGAUUUUCCCAAUUCAGAUGUUAGGAAGAUCAAAGAUAAAUCCUCUGUGGGGGAUAUGAGAUGUAAUCCAUCUAAACAUCCUCAACUAUUGGAAAAAUCACCAUUAUUAGUAAGAGCUAAUAGCCAUCUUGCUGACACUGUUGAGAAAAAUUUGAGAAAUGAAAUGGUUACCGAGAAAGUUUUGCCUAGUCCUCAAGUAACUUCUGAUGUUAGAACUGCAUCAUUAAGACUGUUUCAAGGUGAGUCCUUAUUGGGAGAGGCUUCUUUACCUACAAGGCAAAAGAAGAAUAUUCUGCCCGGAGUUUCAAGUAUAAGGAUGACUAAUUCACUUGCCAGCACCAGAAAGAUACAUACUGCUGAUGCAGGUUCUGCUUUAGCGAGCCCCUGCCUUGAAAGGUUUGUGAAGAUUGGAGCCGUGACUCAAAGGUACAAACUGAAUGAUAAGAAGCGUAAAUUGGACCAACUGUUGCCAAGUAAACAAUUUUUUAAUAUUGCUUUGGUUGCUCUCCAUCUUGCUAAUUCUGAGGACAGAAGGUUGAAAUAUGCUACCGCUCGUAGGAUUCCUCUAUCAAAAUGCUCCAUAGAUAGGAAACAUAACGGCUCCAAGACCAGGACAUUGACAUUUGUGCACCAAGCUUAUGUUCAUCAAAGAAAAGAAAUUUCCCAGAAUGAUAGUGGGGCCCAGGUUAAACUGGUCAUGUCAGAGAUUCUCAAUGAGGGAAAGGUGGAAAUAACUGUUGUUUAUGAACAAGAAGAGAGAGAUUCCAUCAGUUUUCCUCUUUUACCAGCCUGUCCCAAUACUCAUUUUGCAGACCUCUUUGCUGCUCAUUUCCAGUCAUUGAUAGCGAAAGAAGGAUACCAUAUAGCCAGAGAUCAGAUAGAGCCUAUGGUUCUUAGUUCUGAUGAUGAGUCUAGUAGUGCCUUUAUUGGGAGUGACCCUGCAGCAUGUGGAUCCCUUCUACGGCCAUCCCCAACAUUAAUCCCAGGGCAAGCGGCUUCCAUGCUUCCUUGCAUGAAGAGUAGAAUGUUAGCCCUUAACAGUAACACCGGGCAAUUAUCAUCCCAAAAUAUUAUACCUAGAAACCACCUGCUACCCCCUGCAAACUUCCAGUUGCCGAUCCAAAACUUGUCCAAUAAUUUAUCCAAACUACAGCCUGACGUUGCUGCACAAGUGAGAAUGAUAAAUCCACAAUGUCCAGAGUUUUUUAAUAAAGAUGCCCAUUUACAGUUUCAGAUGAUGCAAAGACAGAGACGGUUUGAGCAACUUGCUCAAAAGACAUCAGUGGGAGGAUUAGGCGCAGCUAUGGGUGGUGUAGAUACGAUGCAGUUGUAUGGUGAUAUUGGGGAGCUAGGUGAUGGUGUUAUGGCCUUGGGAGGCGCCAUGAAUUUUCUACAGAGUGGACAAAUCCCGUGGAUGGGAAACCUGGAUCAGUUUAGUAAUCUUGACAGCAAUAUAUCCAGUUCCAGAAAACAAUGCUUUGGGAUGAUGCCUGAUCACUCUUCAAUUUUAGCAACACUAGGCCUGCGUGCACCAGAAUGUCCGGGGGGAGCUAUGAUGAAUCAAAUUGCAAUCCAUGGAAGCACUGGAGUGGUGCAAAUGCAGAGACCAACUAUUCUAGACAUGGCUUAUCUCUUGAGCAAUCAACAGCUGCCACCAAUGCCACAGAUUCCUCAACAAUUGCAAAUGCCAUAUUCCCAGCAACAACAGCAGGCAAUGAUACUGCUGCUUCAAUCUGCAGAAGCCGCUAACUUUGCUGGGCAUGUGAGUUCACCCAUAUGUGAUAUCAACUCAACCUACAACAAUUUGAUGCACUGCCCCGAAUGGGCCCCGUUUAAUGGAGCACCAAAUCAGCAUUACAGUAGACAAAUGAUGGGAAUGCAAUGGUAGGUCUUAAAAUCUCCGAGCUUAGGACAUGUACUGAGCCUAUGCUAUCAGCAAAGCAAGCUCCUGAAUGAAAAGUAUCAUGUUUUGGCAUAGAGAGUAAGAAUCCUAUUCGUAUUGGCAUGAUGUAAAUAACCUAAAUAGACAUAUAGAAAAGAAAUAGAGUGUUCCUGGCCUUGUAUCGUCCGUUGAUGUUGCCUGUACUAAUGCUGUGUAAUAUCCUUUGUUGGAAGGUGAAAAUGGUAAGGUUUUGUUUAAGCAGUGGAUUUGAGUUUG
Molecule: messenger RNA, 3640 nt
Organism: Manihot esculenta (cassava)
Lineage: Eukaryota; Viridiplantae; Streptophyta; Magnoliopsida; Malpighiales; Euphorbiaceae
Product: protein PHYTOCHROME-DEPENDENT LATE-FLOWERING-like
Exons: 12
Coding region: 266-3370 (1034 amino acids)
Biological process (GO): regulation of transcription by RNA polymerase II
Cellular component (GO): SAGA complex
Molecular function (GO): transcription coregulator activity
Source: RefSeq, a predicted model, not a curated record